AUGCUGCGAUCAAUAAUGUCGGUCUUGGCUCCGAGCCAACUUCGUUUGAUCGACUGGGGUUUAGCUGAGUUCUAUCAUCCGAAACAAGACUACAAUGUUCGAGUCGCUUCACGGAUUUGCAAAGCUCACAGCUGUGUCUUCCACUUAGUAUUGAUUAGCAUAAAGACAAGUAUUGAUUAG
Messenger RNA from Cooperia oncophora, 180 nucleotides. The record is from the annotation of a GenBank genome assembly. Lineage: Eukaryota; Metazoa; Nematoda; Chromadorea; Rhabditida; Trichostrongylidae.